AUGUCAGUGCUCACCAAAAGACGUGGUGAAUACAAAGAGAGAGAAGGCAAACCAGAAGCAGAACCCAAGGAAAAUCAUGGUGUUAAGGAUCAAACUGGGGUGCAUGACGCAGGGAACAAAUCUGAAGAACAUUAUCGGAAAAACCUUCCACCAUGGAGGUUCAACCUUAGGCAAAAGUUUCUUCCUAUCGUUCGUUGGGAAACAGAAGUGCUUGCUUCCAUGCAAAAGAAGGUUCGUACUCCAUGGCUAGAUUAUUACUUUGCAUGGUCUGCUAACUUGGCUUCUCAUACAUUUUAUGUACUUUGUCUUCCGAUGUUUGAGUGGUUCGGAUCAUCUAAGAUUCCAAGAGACUUGGUGUAUGUGUUGGGAUUAGGUAUCUAUGUUCUGGGUAAUUUAAAGGAUUGUAUGUGUCUACCAAGACCUCGGUCUCCGCCCUUACAUCGGAUCACCAUGAGUGAAUACACUGCCCAAGAGUACGGAUUUCCCUCCAGUCAUUCAGCCAAUGCUACGGCUGUUACAUUGAUUUGUUUAUGGCGACUUUUAGAGGUGAAGGAACAACUUACCUCUUCGGUGUUAGUUUGCACUCUUGCGUUCUUAAUCUUAUACUAUGUUUCGUUGAUUUUUGGUAGACUUUAUUGCGGUAUGCACGGAUUUAUAGAUGUGUUUGCCGGAACUGCUAUCGGCGUCGGACUAUUUUUGUUCCGCUUUCUCGUUGGUCAAAAGUUUGAUCAAUGGCUUCUUGUUCCACAGGACUCUUCCUGGUGGGGGCUCGUACUGACCCCUAUCUUUAUCAUUGGAGGAAACUUACUUCUUAUUCACACUCAUUUUGAACCAGUUGAUGAUUGUCCGUGUUUUGAUGAUACAGUAGCCUUCGUGGGAGUUUUAAUCGGUCUAGACCUUUCGCAUUGGGUUGCAUGUAUUACGGGCGUUGUUGGACGGACUAACAAUUUUGAAGACCCUAUGAGAAUUAAUUACGACUACAACGAAUUGGGAUCGCUUAAGACAAUUGCUAGAGUUAUUGUUGGAGUGACAUUAAUUGUAACCUGGAAAGCUAUUGCAAAACCCAUUGUGUUUACUUUAUUACCACCUAUUUAUAAGUUUGUGGGUGUUUAUGUACCUCGUCGGAGUUUCAAAUCUACUGCAUUCACAAAGGAAUCUUUAAGUCGGAUUAGAUCUCAAUCAAUAUCAAAUAUUGACGUGCAGCAAGUGGGGGACAUCAACGGAUUAAUUAAACUGGUAACAUCUACACAAAACAGCAUAGAUUCCGUUGGUCCGGUUAACGACAUAGAUUAUUACGAGAUGCUAGACUAUAAGAAUAAGCACCCGGAAGAACCUGAUUCAGCCAUAGAUAUGGGACCUCCAACUAACAGUGUGUUUAAGCCGAGGUACGAUGUGGAAACUGUUGGCCGGUUAAUCAUUUAUGCGGGAGUAGCAACUUGUACCUUUUGGGGGUUCUUUUAUGCUACCCAGUCGCUAGGUUUAGCAUGUUAG
This is a messenger RNA of Lizanozyma spartinae, 1491 nucleotides long. Its product is annotated as sphinganine kinase. Lineage: Eukaryota; Fungi; Ascomycota; Pichiomycetes; Serinales; Debaryomycetaceae. The transcript has a single exon. Gene Ontology annotation, cellular component: endoplasmic reticulum membrane. The coding region runs from base 1 to 1491 and encodes 496 amino acids. Gene Ontology annotation, molecular function: sphingosine-1-phosphate phosphatase activity. The record is from RefSeq and is a predicted model, not a curated record.